Messenger RNA from Aspergillus calidoustus, 507 nucleotides. NCBI's taxonomy places the organism in Eukaryota, Fungi, Ascomycota, Eurotiomycetes, Eurotiales, Aspergillaceae. The record is from the annotation of a GenBank genome assembly.
AUGUUCUUGGCUUCCAAGUCCAACUAUCAGCACAUCUUGGAUGGCACACUUCUUCCGGGCGUCUCAUAUCCAGAGACAUUAGCCGAGAACUUGAGCUCCAAACGAACUAAUCAUAAGCUCGCGGAGCAGGGACGACGGAAUCGCAUCAACAAUGCUCUAAAGGAGAUUGAAACACUUAUCCCGCCAGCGUACGUUCAAUCGAAGCACAGCAAGGAGGCCUCGGCCUGCAAUGGGAAAACCAGCGACAAGGAGAAGGAAAAGGCAGGAAAUCAACCAAUCAGCAAGGCCAGCACUGUGGAGAUGGCUAUUGAUUAUAUCAAAUCGCUAAAGGCGGAGCUCGAGUCGACAAAGAUGAAACUCGAAGCCGCAGAGGCCAAAUUGUCGACUGUUGACUUUCAAGUCAACGGUGAACCCGAUGGCUUGACAAAUGGAGUCACGAAUCACGAGGAAUCUAAACAGGUCUCCCACGUCCACGGUUCUCAACCUUCAACCGACGCAACAUCAUGA